Messenger RNA from Gigantopelta aegis, 4418 nucleotides. Its product is annotated as PDZ domain-containing protein 8-like. The coding region runs from base 145 to 3336 and encodes 1063 amino acids. The record is from RefSeq and is a predicted model, not a curated record. Gene Ontology annotation, biological process: mitochondrial calcium ion homeostasis. Lineage: Eukaryota; Metazoa; Mollusca; Gastropoda; Neomphalida; Peltospiridae. Gene Ontology annotation, molecular function: lipid binding; protein binding. The transcript is spliced from 22 exons. Gene Ontology annotation, cellular component: mitochondria-associated endoplasmic reticulum membrane contact site.
UCUGCUGUUGCUCCUGUAAAUGUGAGGUAACACAUUACAAAAACAGGCCUCAUCGCUAACAGUGUGAUCAGAUGUAAACAUCAUGAAGUGACAAAUUAAUCGAGUAGAUGGUAACCGCAUAUAUGCGGAAACCAAGUUACCAUUAUGUUACAGUUUGUGAUCGCUUUGUCGGCAAAGAUAAAAGACUUCUUUGGAUCGGUGUCGGGAAUACUGGAUCAGGUUCAGGUUGAAGUUGUCCUGUGUUCUUUGCUGGCGGGUGUUCUACUCACUGUAUUUUUACAGUUUCUCUUCUUCAAGCUACGAUUUGGACAGCUACCGGUGUUGCCUCCCCCUGUCAAAAAUCAGUAUCCCAAGAUAAAACUACCACAGCUUCUGAAAGAACAGGCCACCAAACCAAACCUGAAUGUUACUGAAAAAUGUCUUUGGUUCAAUUUAUUGGCGCAGUUCCUCUUUCGAGAGCUCAGAGAUACUCAAGAAGUUCGAAGAUGGGUAAUGCGGAAGAUGAAUAAUGAAUUCCAGGAGUUGCUGUCAACUCUGUCUGGAAAACUGAUGGACCAAAUCAUUGUGAGAGAUUUCAGCCUGGGUGACAACUUCCCCAUUGUGAACUCUGUCGCUGUUACUAAUGUCCUGGUGACUGAUGAUGUCAUGGAGGAGCUGGAUCUCUCUCUGGAUGUUGACUACACCGGUGGGUUUCAGCUUGCUGUGGACGUGUAUCUACUUUUCAAUAAGUCGGCCUAUCUGUCUGUGACCGUGAAGAAAAUGAAGGGCAAGGCCAGGAUGCAGUUCACCCGCAUGCCGUAUACUCAUUGGUCGUUCUCAUUCUAUGAGGACCCAGAAGUUGAUUUUGCUGUCGAGUCCCAUUUUGAUGGAAGACCUUUUCCUCAGAUUGCAUCACUGGUCAUUAGCCAGCUUCGACGAAGUAUUCGUAAAAAGCAUACAUUGCCAAAUUUUAAGAUGAGAUUCCGGCCAUUUUUCUGGAAGCCUGAGUCGUAUGUACCUCAACGAGAAUUAAAGGUCAGAGGUCAGAAUAUCAGUGUAGGUCAGCUGCGUGUGACUGUUAUCGAGUGUUCCAGACUGAUCACGACUCCCAAGGAAGCAUUACUGUACUGCACCAUAUCAGUGGAUAAUUUGCCUUGGAAGGAGCUGGUCAGUACCCGACAAAGGGUUUGGAAAGCUAUAGAUGUGGAAGUGAACAAGGGUCAGACACAGUCUGUGGGGAUGACUUUUAGAGAGGAACAUCUGCUGGACAGAUUUGAGGUAGUUGUCAUGGUCGACAGCAUUAUCUCAGAUUCACCAGCUGCUUUAGCAGAUAUUAGAAAGAAUGAUAUUUUGAUAGCAGUUAGUACUGCAAAGAUAUUUUCUUCAAAGCAAGCUGCUAAACUGAUCAAAAAUUCUGGAGAAAAAUUCACCAUUCGCAUUGACAGAGCUCAGAUGAAGAUCUCACAAGAUGUCAAGUUUUCUGAAGAAACUGUUUCUUUGAAGGAUGUAGAGACUGAAGUGGAUGAAGAAAGCAAAACACAGGACGAGCCUGAUGAAUAUAUACACAUCAGCUUUAAAGUUGAAGAUCACGAUUCCAGGCCUUCAAAAUCUCUUCUUGACCUUCCCAGCGAACCUCGGUUCAGGUCUAAGCGCUCAGUGUCUGAGGCAAUGACGGGAAAGCUGGGUCCCAUGUUACGAAGAGAAAGCUCUGACCCUCAGAUUGGAACAUCAGGAGCCGACAUUGACACGCGGGAGAGAUCAGAGAGUGACACCUGUUUGCUAACAAAGGAUGAUGACGAAGGUGAUUUAGUGGAUUAUGGCAGUGAUAGUGAUGAUGACACAUAUAAUGUACAGAAGCUUCAUGAGGUCACAGCUAGCAAGAGUCCUCGGUGGAACAAGGAAGUUACGUUUGAGGUUGGUGAGCAGCACCGGUAUCUCAAUCUGUGUGUCCGGUGUAAGAUUCCAGAGAAAGUCGACAGGAGUGACAAGGUCCUCAAACCUCCAAGAGACCUUCUGCUGGGUCAUGUUACUUUGUCUCUGAGUGAUGUAGCUCUGCAGUGUUUGUUGACCAGACAAAGUGACAGUCAAGAGACUGUGCCCUUACAACCUGGAGAGAUGAAAACUAGUGCUAGCCGUACCAAAACCAACAACUUGGCCAGCCAUCCUGGGUUUGAUUCACACUUGUGUUAUGGGGACAUCACUCUGGCAUUUCACUUCAAACCAAUGAACCUGUCAGAGCUGGACAAGAUAAAACUAACCAGACAUUCUGUUGAUCCGACAGUUAUUGACACAAGCAGUAAGGAGAGCAGUCACGAAGAUGCAUCUUCAAUGAAAACAGAUCAUUUAUCACCAAAAGGACUUCAUCAUUUCACAGGAACACAGUUUCACGCGGCAACGUAUUGUCACUUCUGUGGCAAGAAAAUAUGGAUGAAAGUUGCAUUCCAGUGUAGUAAUUGUACUAUGAUUUGUCAUAAGAAGUGUGUUGAAAAGUGCAACAAUGACACAAUUUGUACAGAAGCUGGACCAAUGAAGCGUUGCAAUCCAUCUGAAGCCUGGCAGACGCCAGUGAGCACUAAGAAGAAGGGUAACCAGGACGACCGAGAAGGAAUCAGUCGAACUGGUCGGCUGCUCAGCAAGUUCAGGAAGGAGUCAGCGUCUGCUGUUAAAAUGGAAUCUCCCAAAUUUGUGAAAAGAACGGGUAUCAGUCCAUCAAGAAAAACCUCAGAUCAGUCCAUUACCCCUAAUCCUAGUCCACGUCCUAGUCCACAGCCACCAAGGAAAUUUCCAACCCUGAUUCCUGAUCCCGAAAGUGUGUUAGCAGAGGCCAUGGGACCAGCAGAUCUAAAUUCCUGUGAAAGCACCGAUGAGCCUGAUAUGUUGAAGAUGAUUCAAGAUCAGCAAGAAAAGAUCAAAGGUCAAAAUGUGGAUGAACUUGUUGUUACAUCGGCAAAACAGAUGGGAAAAGAACUCUUUGCUCACUUGGAUGUAGAAGACCGAAAGCAGAAACUGGAUUCUAUGGUGUCGAAACUACAACAAGAAAUUGACCAAGAGACCGAGAAUAAGAUGGAACUCUGCCUCGCUGCUAAAACAGAAACUGAUCUUGCACAGCGCCAAGUUCUCGAUAUCAAGAUGAGCAAAUCAGAUGAGAAGACUGAGGCGCUGAUGAUGUUGCUUCUUCACUACUGCGCAGGACUCCAGCACUGCAUGGAUUUGGAGGAGGAGCAACGGCAGAAGAGUGACAUUCAAAGGGAGACGACUGCUUUUGAAGAGGCACCAUCAGAAGAGAGCAUACUAGAUGAGACUGGUUUGUCAAACAAAGAAGAGGAUGUUGGUGAUGUUUGCUCGUCUGAUAUAUGAGCAAGGCUGGGUUUACCGUAGAUGCACUAGAUACUCACCUAGGGUGCCAGAAUCAGAGUGGUCGUAAUAUUUAUUGCUGUAUUUAACACUUGGUGCAAUAUCUCAAAAUAUUAUUGAAGUAAUAGUGUUAUCAGUGGCUGGUGAAGAUAACCAUAUUUUCAUUCUGAAAAUUACAUUACCACCACAGUGGAACUUUAUGUGUCAUGAUAUGAAACUGAUGCAGUGAUAUUAAACUUUAUAAAAUUAAAAUUUAAUUCUAUUUUUCAGUUUAAAAACAUUUUAACUUAAAAAACUGCCUGAAUGUUUCCUACAGUAUAAGAUUCCUAAAAUAAAUUUAAACAUUUUCAAAAUUUGCACUAUGAUGAUAAUAAUGAUAAUAAUAUGCCGUUAAGUGCUAAUAAGAUCUCACAUAAUUGUAUUUCCAUCCAAUUUUAUACUAUAUUUGUCCAACCUUGUGAACUAUAGGUAUUACAUAAUAGUACAAGUACAUGUUGUGAUGGAUGAAUUCUACCAUUUACAAAGGCUUGAUGACAUCAAUAUACCUUUGAUAAACUUUUUGAGAAUAAAGGUAAAUGGAUGAAAGUUUUACAGUAAAAGGACAUGUUCACGUUUUAUACUCAAUUCAGUUCUUUAGUUAAAUUUGAGCAGUUGUGCAAGCAUAAUUUUGUUAUUUGACACCACUACCACCACCACCACCCCCAAUUUUUUUUUUUUUAAAUUUCAAUUCUAACAUUAAGUUGUGAUAAGUUGCUAGGAGGAGCACAUCAACAAGCAUUUAAAAACUGAAUGUAAUAAUUUUUUAUGUUCAUGCAAGUAUAAACCACAGAACCACACUGUAUGAACAGCAUAGCCUUCAUACAUAAAUCAUGUUCAAUUUUAAAUACUAUGAAAUAACUAUCAAACUAUUCACAAAAUUAAUACACAGCAUAAAUAUAGUUUGGCUUUUUCCAUCUGUAGCUGAAUGAGGGAAUUCUUUAUAUAUAAAUAUAUAUAUAUAUAUAUAUAUAUAUAUAUAUAUACAGUCGAACCUGGUCUAACGGUCACCUGUACAUAACGGUCACUUGCCUAUAACGGCCACUAUA